This is a messenger RNA of Aphidius gifuensis, 1647 nucleotides long. RefSeq names its product probable serine/threonine-protein kinase clkA. Lineage: Eukaryota; Metazoa; Arthropoda; Insecta; Hymenoptera; Braconidae. The record is from RefSeq and is a predicted model, not a curated record. The transcript is spliced from 4 exons. Bases 1 to 1647 code for a protein of 548 amino acids.
AUGUAUCUUGCAGUUGGUACACGUCCAGAUAUUGCUUACUCUGUCAAUUAUUUGAGUCAGUAUAAUAACUGCUACAAUAAACAACAUUGGACUGUUGCCAAAAGAAUUCUUCGUUAUUUGAAGAAGACAAUUGAUUAUGGUCUCACAUACAAAAAGGGAAAACAUGAUAAACUGGUUGGUCAUGUUGAUGCUGAUUGGGCUGGUUGUUCAAUUGAUAGAAAAUCAUACACUGGUUUUGUUUUUACAUUUUCUGGAGCGGCUAUUACAUGGGAAGCUAAAAAACAGCAAACAGUUGCUUUAUCAUCUACUGAAGCUGAAUACAUGGGGUUAACUGAAGCUUCAAAAGAAGCUAUUUAUUUGAAAAACUUAAUUAAUGAGAUGAAUAUCAAAAAUUCUGAAACAAUAGAUAUUUUCAAUGAUAACCAAAGUGUACAACGUUUGAGCAAAAAUCCCAUAUAUCAUGCACGUACAAAACAUAUUGAUGUCAGGCAUCACUUUAGAAGGAAUGCAAUUGAAAGCAAUGAUGUUUGUUUAAAUUAUCAACCUUCGGAUGAUUUAAUGGCUGAUAUAUUUACCAAGGGUUUAGGGGAGGGUGUUGGCAAGAAUAAUAAUAAUAAUAAUAAUAAUAAUAAUAAUAAUAAUAAUAAUAAUAAUAAUAAUAAUAAUAAUAAUAAUAAUAAUAAUAAUAAUAAUAAUAAUAAUAAUAAUAAUAAUAAUAAUAAUAAUAAUAAUAAUAAUAAUAAUAAUAAUAAUAAUAAUAAUAAUAAUAAUAAUAAUAAUAAUAAUAAUAAUAAUAAUAAUAAUAAUAAUAAUAAUACACAUAAUAAUAAUAAUAAUAAUAAUAAUAAUAAUAAUAAUAAUAAUAAUAAUAAUAAUAAUAAUAAUAAUAAUAAUAAUAAUAAUAAUAAUAAUAAUAAUAAUAAUAAUAAUAAUAAUAAUAAUAAUAAUAAUAAUAAUAAUAAUAAUAAUAAUAAUAAUAAUAAUAAUAAUAAUAAUAAUAAUAAUAAUAAUAAUAAUAAUAAUAAUAAUAAUAAUAAUAAUAAUAAUAAUAAUAAUAAUAAUAAUAAUAAUACACACAAUAAUAAUAAUAAUAAUAAUAAUAAUAAUAAUAAUAAUAAUAAUAAUAAUAAUAAUAAUAAUAAUAAUAAUAAUAAUAAUAAUAAUAAUAAUAAUAAUAAUAAUAAUAAUAAUAAUAAUAAUAAUAAUAAUAAUAAUAAUAAUAAUAAUAAUAAUAAUAAUAAUAAUAAUAAUAAUAAUAAUAAUAAUAAUAAUAAUAAUAAUAAUAAUAAUAAUAAUAAUAAUAAUAAUAAUAAUAAUAAUAAUAAUAAUAAUAAUAAUAAUAAUAAUAAUAAUAAUAAUAAUAAUAAUAAUAAUAAUAAUAAUAAUAAUAAUAAUAAUAAUAAUAAUAAUAAUAAUAAUAAUAAUAAUAAUAAUAAUAAUAAUAAUAAUAAUAAUAAUAAUAAUAAUAAUAAUAAUAAUAAUAAUAAUAAUAAUAAUAAUAAUAAUAAUAAUAAUAAUAAUAAUAAUAAUAAUAAUAAUAAUAAUAAUAAUAAUAAUAAUAAUAAUAAUAAUAAUAAUAAUAAUAAUAAUAAUAAUAAUAAUAAUAAUAAUAAUAAUAAUAAUAAUAAUAAUAAUAAUAAUAUAUAA